Molecule: messenger RNA, 1688 nt
Organism: Panicum virgatum (switchgrass)
Lineage: Eukaryota; Viridiplantae; Streptophyta; Magnoliopsida; Poales; Poaceae
Exons: 2
Coding region: 120-1388 (422 amino acids)
Biological process (GO): rRNA processing
Cellular component (GO): nucleus
Molecular function (GO): 3'-5' exonuclease activity; nucleic acid binding
Source: RefSeq, a predicted model, not a curated record
AACACCAUUGGCUGGUUAGCUGGCAAGCUAAGCGAACAGAGUGGUCACUAAAGCUGUUGCAUCUCAUGGAAAGUAAAGUGUGAUGUGCAGUUGGUGGGCAGUCCUAGAACAACGUUUGCAUGCCACACACUGCAGAAAGAUUAUUCAGCGAAGGAACAGCGGCGGAUAUGAUGUGUAGAUCGAUGGCAAUGACAACACACUGGCGAGAGAGAGGAUCUGAUUCCACUCGGUUGCUCCGGCGGAUAAAUAGGCAGGCACCCGUGCGCAGCCUUCACCCCGACAGCUCGACCGACCACCAGUCGACCGGUUCAGAGAGUUUUGUUGGUGACCAACUGACUGAACUGACAAUGGAUAGCUCCUCCGAUGCUCAUGGGCGUCACAAGUGCGCGGCGUGCUUCCGGCAGUUUAACAAGAUGGAGCACCUGGUGGAGCACAUGCGGGCGGCGCGGCACUCGCCGCACGAGCCCCGCUGCGGCGUCUGCGGCAAGCACUGCCGCUCCUUCGAGGCGCUCAGGGACCACCUCGGCGUCGGCGGCUCCACGCUGCCCAAGGCCGCGAGCUGCGCCAGCGAGUUCGCCGUGCGCGGCUGCAAGCUCUGCCUCCGCGUCCUCGCCAGCGCCGCCGCGCUCCGCGCCCACCGCGACUGCCAGCUCUCGCGCACCCCGCCGAUGGCGAGGCUGCACCAGCAGCAGCAGCAGCCGCCGGGAGGAGGGCGGGUGCUGGCGCUGGGCUGCAAGAUGGUCGGCGCCGGGAGCGACGGCUCCCUGGACGUGGUGGCGCGGGUGUGCGUCGUCGACGAGCAGGAGAAGAUCGUGUUCGAGACCUUCGUGAAGCCGCUCAUCCCGGUGACGCACUACCGGUACGAGACGACGGGGAUCCGGCCGGAGCACCUCCUCCGCGACGGCGUGACGGUCAAGAGCGCGCAGCGGCGGGUGCAGGACCUGCUGCUCAACGGCGAGCAGCCGUGGAAGGCGCGCACCAGCCGGGGCAGGGCCAGGCUGCUGGUCGGCCACGGCCUGGACCACGACCUCGACGCGCUCGGCAUGGACUACCCGGCCUACCUCAAGCGUGACACGGCCACGUACCCGCCGCUGAUGAAGACGAGCAAGCUCAGCAACUCGCUCAGGUUCCUCACGCACACCUACCUCGGCUACGACAUCCAGACGGGGCACCAGCACCCCUACGAGGACUGCGUCGCCGCCAUGCGCCUCUACCACAGGAUGAAGCAGCAGCAGCACCCCAGGCAUGACGGCGACGCCGACGAACCGGCGGCGAGCGCGGAACAGGCGUUCCCGGCGUGGAGGCAGCGGGAGCUGGAGCGCAUGACGCCCGAGGAGCUGCUCCGGCUCUCCACGCCGGACUACCGCUGCUGGUGCCUCGACGACUAGCCAGCCAUGGCUAGCUCCGGCAGCGGAGCCAGAUCGAGCGCGCCAUCGUCAUCACGUCGUCGUCCCAUGACGACGACGCGGACGGAUAUGAUUCUUCACCGAUCAGGCAUGCGUCAGCUCCGGCUCAAAGAAUUACUCUAUAUACUCAUAAAGUGUGUGUGACCCCUCCGAGUAAUAGUAUGAUUUAUGAUGCAUCAGUAGUACGAGUGUCACUGAUAAUCACUUAAUAUGUUAUCUUAGGCAAAAUAAGUAUGCAAUUGGGAAAGUCUCAUAUAACUGUUGUUUCAGCGCUCAUUUCAA